AUGGGAAAGAUUAAGAGAAACCGUCAGAAACUCCAUCUACAAGCAGUGAAACCUAGUAAUUCAAAGGACAAAGAUGAUGCAUUGAAGGCGAAUGAGGUAGACAAAGUAUUUUUAUUAACCUUAAUGAUGAUUGAAUGCAAGCUUUGAACAUAAAAAAAAUGCCUGAGAUUAAUCUUGCAUGUACUUGCUAAUUGUGGCCUUCCAUGCCAUUAUUUAUUUUGUUAUGUUCAUUAGUCUUCUCUUCCAGCCAUAUUCCCCACUAUGGGACUGUUUGAUGCAAAUGGUCAAGCCCGACCUGAUGAAUCUAAAGAUAAUCAAGACACACACAGUCAACUUGCCGACCAGAAAACUUCAUCGAACAAAAAGAACAGAAGAAAAGAACGACAUGAGCGUUUUCUGAGAAGUAAGUUUGAUGGAGUGUUUGACCAACAUUGAUGUAAAAAGUAUAUGUGAUCUUCACUGAAGAUUUUUCUCUACGGGCACGAUUGAUAUUCAUGUCAAACCGAACACUUAAUCUCCUAAUUAAAACUCAGAACUGGCAAAGCCACGUUGAUAAUAUAUUGAAAUUGUCAAGUUCAUCUAGUACAUACUUGUAUGACCGUGAUCCACCUUCAGUGGUCUUGUCAAGAUGUUAGCAAACCUCCUCCUAAGAUCCCUUGAACUUCCUAUCAAGAUUCUACUAAGAUCUUGAACAGGUUGAUUUUUGCUUGAUGUUCGAAAGAUCUUGGCAAGACACAAGGAAGAUGUACAGCUGAUCUUACUGGAUCUUGUCUAAGAUCUUGCUAAGAUUAUAUUAAAGGUGGUACCUUGAAACGCUAUUGUUAGGUUUUGCUUUAGGUGUUUUUACAGGAUUGUUUAACUUCUCAAAAGGAUUUUUUCACUACAUUGUCUAAGUGAGGAAUCAACUUAGGAUGUCACAAUAUAAAUAUAACAGCAAAUUCACUUAGCAUCAGCAUAGGGGAGAAUUAAGAGUCAAAUACUUGGGGUUACUUUUUUUACUGCAUAAAAAUGAGUGUUCUGAAGAGAAGUGAAUAUGAUAUGAUAUUUUAUUUCAAUGCAGAACUACAUGCUGGCAGACUUGUUGAAGAAAGCAGUAAAAAAGCAAAGGAGAGGGCAAAGACAGUUGUUGUAGGUGACAUGGAACCACUUUUAUCAGCUCUACCAACCAUAAAUAUACCAGAUCUUACAACAAGCACAAAAUCCUCUAAUAUUGGGUGAGUUGAUAAAAAGGGUACACAUGAUUGUGUCAACUACAAUGUGGAUUCAAUAUCAUAAAGAGAGUCAGUAACAAGUUGUCUUUUGUCUCAUGAUGUGGUUACUUAGAAUGUGGAGUAACUGUGACAUUUCUACCAAAUAGUUCUAGACUUCUUCAAAUGCCGAGGUAGACUACAAGCAUUCCCUUCUUUUCAGAAAAGUUUGUUGUGCAUGCAGAAAAAAAUUCAUGGGAAAAAUUGCUGUUUGCAUGCCAAGCAGAACUCUAGGAGUGAGACCUACUUUUGUGUGCCUCAUAUAUAGAUUUCCUUGUGGCAUGCUUAUGUCAAAAAUAUUUUUACUCAUUUUUUUUAACUUGCACGAUGGACAUUGUCAAAAAAGCAGGGAGUUCUCCCAGCCUUGUGCUGAGGUUGAUCUCCCAGCCUAAGUCCAGCAGUAUGCCCUUGAAUUAGAUUAAUGAAGCUUUUAAGAAUGAGUGAUUGAAUUAGCGAUGUGCACACGCUGUAGCUGCUUGAAAGAAAUUGAUUUAGGUCAGCAUUUUAGGUUGUAAAACACUUUUGUGAAUGCUUUAGCAAAUUUUGGAUAUUAUGCACAGUGAUUUGGACAUGUUCCUUAUUUUUGGCUCAUAUUUGUAAUAUAUAUUUUCAAAUAUCCUGACUCUCAAUCAUCUAUUCAGCCUAGUCCAAAUAAUUGAGGUUUGAUUGUAUUAAUGAUUGUAGCUUAUCAUGAUGAAUAACUAUUCACAGCUUUUUUUUUCAAAUGUGUUUGGUAUUAUUUUAAUUUCCUGCAGCAAUGGAAAAGAGAAGCUUGCCAAAAAUAGGAAAAAGAUGAGUAAAAAAUCCCGCCAAGCUCUACAGUGAGUGUCAGUGCUUUGUUUGCAUUUCAACAAUGACUUACAGGAUUCUUUGAUUAAUCCUAUAAUUUCUAACAUUGGUGCUAAAUAUGUGAUAUUUUUUUUCUUUCUUAACUUGCAGUGCCAGUGAAAUUGCCCAUUUUCAGGAAGUUGUUAAACAUCCAGCCUUCAAAGCCGACCCACUUGCUGCCAUUUCUGAACAUAUUAAAAAUGCUAUACAGAGAGAACAGGAAAAUCAGACUGAAGGCUAG
Messenger RNA from Pocillopora meandrina, 2316 nucleotides. NCBI's taxonomy places the organism in Eukaryota, Metazoa, Cnidaria, Anthozoa, Scleractinia, Pocilloporidae. The record is from the annotation of a GenBank genome assembly.